AUGGUUGGCAUUUUUUCUAGAUUUUCUGUUGGCAGAAAUAGCAUUCGUCGGACGCAAAGUGCAGUUGAUGAGAGGGAUGUGUUGGCCCCCAAUUCAGAGGUAACAAGAACUGUUUCUGUAGCUGGAGCUGCCCCUGUUGUUGCUCAUGGGAUUGAAGUAGUAGUUGAGUUUAAGCCAGUUGAACACCCGCCUGAGCCACUUGACAAUGAUCAACCACUUCAUUGCCCAUUGCCUGAACCUUCAAUUCUUAAUGAUGGAAGAAUAUGGAAAGAGCGAGUAUCUGCAGGCGUGCCAAGAAGGGCUGACCUGCCAGUUAUGCAGGAAGAAAACCUUGUCGAACCUGAGGCAGCCGGAACAAAACCACGACCCCCUUCCAAUCGUGUGAUUCUACCAUCCAUCAGUGCCCCAGAACAUAAUAUCCUUAAACUGCUUGAAGAGUGUAAUGCAUCUGGGAUUUGAAAUUACAUGUUCUAGGUUCAUGAUUGGAAUUCUGUCAUAAUAUCCAUAUAAUGAACAAUUUGUUUGAUAGUUUACUUUUUCAGCCUCUUCCUCUUGCCUGUUUCCUUCAUUUGCUUUAGGAUAUGAAUCUGUAAGAAUCAUUCUCAACUCACACCACUUGCUUAUAUGUUUCCUAGAUGGUUGAAAG
This is a messenger RNA of Ilex paraguariensis (yerba mate), 646 nucleotides long. NCBI's taxonomy places the organism in Eukaryota, Viridiplantae, Streptophyta, Magnoliopsida, Aquifoliales, Aquifoliaceae. The record is from the annotation of a GenBank genome assembly.